UGAAAGUGGGUAGAAUAAGCACCUCGUCGGAUAAUAUGUUUCUCUUAUUCUUUUGGCUUAAAUAUUUUUUAAACGUGUCUUCUGGCGGUUAGUGAAUCGCUGGGAUAGUUUUAUGAUUCGGCGUGAUAGUGUAGAAACAUUCAGUGAAGCGAGGAAGCGACACGUGGAUCAAAACAAAGCGAACUUUCACCAAGGUUAAAAUGAAGUCGUACCUCCUGCUAUUGGCUGUCAUCAUAACUUCCGGUUAUGCGCAUGACGGUCACCAUCAUAAUUCUGGUCCAAGCAUACAAGAUAUAAAUAGCUUUAAUGACCCCGGUGUAGUCAGAAACGAAGAGCAUCUCAAAGAACACAUGCAGAAGGAGGUAAACACAGAUAAACCUAUGACUCCAGAAGAGAUGGAAUUUCACUACUUUCGCCUGCACGACACCAACAACGACACGCGGCUGGACGGACUGGAGAUACUGAAGGCGUUGAUGCACAUGAUGCCCCCCAUGCCACCGAUGCCGGCGGAGCACACCAAACAGACUCCCGAGCAGAUCGAGGAGCUCCGCAAACAACAGGAAAGCGAACUGCUUCCCAGGUUCACGAUGAUCAUUGAUAAAGUCCUUUUGGAAGAUGACGUAGACAGGGACGGUUACAUAAGUUACCCAGAAUACAUCUCGGCCAGACGGCGCGAUGAAGUACGCAUGCGUGAACACAUGGCAAGACAACAACAACAUCAUCAACAACAACAACAGUACCAAAACCAGCCUAUGCAGAACCAAAAUCAGCAACACCCACCACAACAGCAGCAGUUUCAGAACCAAGCCCAGUAUAACCAGCCACCCGCACAACCAAAUCAACAACAGUUUCAACAACAACCAAAUCAGUAUCCACCACCAAACCAACAGUAUCAGCCACCAAACCAACAGUAUCAGCCACCAAAUCAACAGUAUCAGCCACACCCGCCCAAUCAGCAGCAGUUUCAACAACAGCAGAAGGUGCCUCCCGGGGUUAAUCCACAGCACUAUCAGUAACAUGAUCUCUUGAACGAUAGAACUUUUAAACGACAGACUGUCGACACGAAGAUAGUAUCAUGGAUUGUAGUGUGUUUACAGGUACAGAAAGAUGGUCUACACCACUGCAGGCUGGGGGUGGGGGUGGGGGGGGGGGGGGGGGGGGGGGGGGGCGUAUGGUGUGGUGGUAAAAAGAUCAAACUACUCGAUGCAAAUUUUCAUACAGGGAUUUUCUAUUUAGUUUGAUAUGUCUACAAAACAGAAACAAAAACAUGUUUGACGGUCAAUGGCGGUUGUCAUUAUUCCUCUAUCCAAGAGUUUUAGCUAUAUUUAACAAAAUAUAACAGCACAGUACACUAAAAUCCUCAUAUUUCGAUAACAUUGUGGCAUCGCUUGAGGCGGGGUUGGGGUACAUCUAAAUGGUUACUUUUAUACCUGAUAACUGAUGGUUUAUGACAAAAAUAUGUUGUUACACCAAGAACAUUUAAAAUGUACUAGAAAAUAUAUUUUAUACAUGUAUAAUGAAAAUAACCAAAAAUGUGUUGGUUUUUUUGGUUUUUUGUUUGUUUUGUUUUGUUGGGUUUUUUGUUUGUUUGGUUGGUCGGUGUUUUUAAUUUUUUGUUUUUGUUUGUUUGUUUGUUUUUGUUUUCUUUUUUGUGAUUGGGGGGGGGGGGGGGGGAUUUCGAGCAUAGUGGUAUCCACAAAGUUUGAUUCAAAUUUCAUAUUGUUGAAUUACAUCAUUUAUUUCCUCUCUAUGUUUAAAGCCUACUGUACCCAAAUGACAAGAAAAAUGGUUUUUAAAAUCCGGAUCACUUAGCAAGUCUGGAAUUUAAAAGUAUUAGCUGGUUAAAACCAUUUGUUUUUAAAUGAAUACAAUUUCUGUCUGUUCAGAAUAGUAAACAACUUUGUAACCUUGGAAAAUAUUCAAAAUGUGCUUUACAUUUAAGAUCACAAUAUGUAUAACUGCCCAUCCUCCAAAUACACAUUCACUUAUUUAUGUUGAUGAUUGUAUGUUUUGUAUAUAAUAGUGUGCUGAUGAUCCACAUAAAGUAAAUAAACUUCUACUACUAGCCGUCUGUUUUAAGAUAUAUAUAUAUAUAUAUAUAUAUAUAUAUAUAUAUAUAUAUAUAUAUAUAUAUAUAUAUAUAUGUGUGUGCGUGUGUGUGUGUGUGUGUGUGUGUGUGUGUGUGUGUAUGUGUGUGUGUGUGUUUAAUUGGCCUUUGCUCGACACUUGGUCAUACCAAUGGCCGGUGUGUUUGUUCAUCUUGGGUUUGUAACAAAAAUGGCCUACUACUAAUACAUGUUUUGAAGAAACGUGCCAGACAUAAAAGUAAUCAAUGUUCGUAUUAUUCACUUCAAUAAAUGUUGAGUUUGUUUUGAUGUAGACUGUCGUACAGUAGAUUUCUAAUUUUAAUUCCAUAUGAAGCACAUAUCGUCACCACACAUUUUCGAUACCGGUCUUGGUCAGUAUGUUCACAUCUUUUCUUAUUUCUCUUUAACAUCUUUGUGUACAUAUUCUGGGUUUUAUUAUAGCUUGUAAAGAGUGUAUAAAUAUUUAUAUUGCUAAGAUAUGGUGCAAGUGUGUAUGGAUAGCCAAUGUAUAUUAGUUUAUAAGAUGAUGCUAAUCUCUCUCUCUCUCUCUCUCUCUCUCUCUCUCUCUCUCUCUCUCUCUCUCUCUCUCUCUCUCUCUCUCUCUCUCUCUCUCUCUCUCUC
Messenger RNA from Gigantopelta aegis, 2708 nucleotides. RefSeq names its product general transcriptional corepressor trfA-like. NCBI's taxonomy places the organism in Eukaryota, Metazoa, Mollusca, Gastropoda, Neomphalida, Peltospiridae. The record is from RefSeq and is a predicted model, not a curated record. The transcript has 5 exons. The coding region runs from base 201 to 1016 and encodes 271 amino acids.